AGCUUAAUUAAUCAGCGCAUCACACACUCCAGCUAGAGUCACUGAUACUACUACAAGAGUAGAGCUAGCUAGCUAUAGCUCGCAAACCCUAGCAAUGGCGGCUGCUGCAAGAGCUAGCACCGGCGGCGCCAAUGGCGUUGCGCCACUGGUGUUCGCCGCCGUCGUCGCGGCGGCCGUGGUUCUCGCGGCGAGCCCCGGCGCGGCGCAGAGCAGCGGCGGCGGCGGCAGCAGCUGCAUGACGGAGAUGAUCAGCCUGGCGUCGUGCCUGGGCUACAUGUCCGGGAACUCGUCGGCGCCCAAGCCGUCGUGCUGCACGGCGCUGUCCAGCGUGGUGACGUCCAAGCCGGAGUGCCUCUGCAUGGUGCUCGGCGGCGGCGCCUCCUCGCUCGGCGUCACCAUCAACAACACCCGCGCGCUCGAGCUCCCCGCCGCCUGCAACGUCAAGACCCCUCCGGCCAGCCAGUGCAGCACUGUCGGCGUGCCGAUCCCGUCUCCGACAGCGCCGCCGGCGUCGACCACGAAGACCCCACCAGCGGCACCGGCGGUGCCAACUGAGACUCCUGCAGGAACCGGCGGCUCCAAGGCGACUCCGACGACGGUGACCCCCGGUCAGCAGAGCAGCGGGAGCGUCGGCAAGGCGGCGUCCAUGGCGGCCGUCAUUGUUUCUGUUGCAUUUGCACUGAUCCAUGCCUGAUUUCUACAUGGAUUGUGAUCUGUUUCUACCAUGUAUGUUCUUAAAUCUGCUUUAUAAUUGUUAUGUUGCGCAUAUUUUGUAUUUUUGUUGAAUUGUGUGGACUAUGCCAUCAAUUUCUUGAUGCUAUUUUUAUGAGUCUUUGGUUGUUGUAAUCAUUAUAUGUAUCAUAUUAUUUAUUUUAUGAGAUCACUGAAGAGUAUUGGA
This is a messenger RNA of Oryza brachyantha (malo sina), 898 nucleotides long. RefSeq names its product non-specific lipid transfer protein GPI-anchored 5-like. The transcript is spliced from 2 exons. The record is from RefSeq and is a predicted model, not a curated record. Bases 95 to 694 code for a protein of 199 amino acids. NCBI's taxonomy places the organism in Eukaryota, Viridiplantae, Streptophyta, Magnoliopsida, Poales, Poaceae. Gene Ontology annotation, biological process: lipid transport. Gene Ontology annotation, molecular function: lipid binding.